Lethenteron reissneri (Far Eastern brook lamprey) is the source of this 6917-nucleotide messenger RNA. RefSeq names its product tRNA (34-2'-O)-methyltransferase regulator WDR6-like. Gene Ontology annotation, molecular function: protein binding. Gene Ontology annotation, biological process: tRNA methylation. Gene Ontology annotation, cellular component: cytoplasm. NCBI's taxonomy places the organism in Eukaryota, Metazoa, Chordata, Hyperoartia, Petromyzontiformes, Petromyzontidae. The record is from RefSeq and is a predicted model, not a curated record.
ACCAAGCCCGCACGAAGAAGCGAACGUCGAGGCCACGGAAUGGAGCAAGAGGCACGCGGGUUCCCGUCCGUGCCGCCUCGGGGUCCCGACUCCCCGUGUACCCCCGGGCCUGGGGUCGCCUCGGGGCAGGUCCCUCUUCGACCCUUCGCCGCGGCCUCCACGCUUCUCCGGGCGCCUAUCACCGCUCUGGAGUUUGCGGGCCGGUAUUUGCUUAUCGGCGAGGGCCCCUGGCUCCUCGUGUGCGACCCGCGUCGCCCGGGGCCCCUGCUCCGCUUGCUGCUGUUGGGGUCGCACCGGGUGCACGGCCUCCGCGUCCGGGAGGCGCGUCCAGGCGAGGCCGGGGACUUGGUCGCGGCCUUCGGUGGGAAGGGAUUCGCCGUGGCGAGGCUGUGGGCGGGGCUUGUUGAUAAGGGGGCGGGGCCUGGUGAUAAAGAGGCGGGGCCUGGUGAUAAAGAGGCGGGGCCUGGUGAUAAAGAGGCGGGGCCUGGUGAUAAAGAGGCGGGGCUUGUUAAUAAAGAGGCGGGGCCUGGUGAUAAAGAGGCGGGGCCUGGUGAUAAAGAGGCGGGGCCUGGUGAUAAAGAGGCGGGGCCUGGUGAUAAAGAGGCGGGGCCUGGUGAUAAAGAGGCGGGGCCUGGUGAUAAAGAGGCGGGGCCUGGCGAUAAAGAGGCGGGGCCUGGUGAUAAAGAGGCGGGGCCUGGUGAUAAAGAGGCGGGGUCUGGUGAUAAGGAGGCGGGGCGUGAGGGAGCCGCCUGCAGCCAUUGGUCGGAGCGCGAGAGCGGGGCGAGGCAAGCGGCGGACUGCUGCCCACGUGCUCCGUUCAUUGAGAAACUUUCGGAACCUCGUGUGGAGCGCGACUGGAUCUGGGACUCGAGAUUUGUACAAGAUUCCGGAUGCAGCAACGAAGAUCUGCUGGCGGUCGCACUGGCCCACAAUGCUGUGCGGCUGUGGGAGUGGCGGCGUGGCGUGGUGAGGCGCGAGGCGCGGUGCGCCGACACGCGGGUGCUCUACUCGGCUCGGCUCGUCGGCUCCACUUGGGACUCGCUCUGCUGCCUGGCGGGGACCGUGGGAAACCACGUGGUGCUGUGGAAACCGGCACAGGCCGGGCCGGAUGGCCAUGCGCCAGUGCUCCGCCGGCUGGCCGGCCACUCGGGCGUCAUCUUCUCGAUCGACUACGACGAGCGGUCGGGUGUUCUCGCGUCGGCAUCCGAUGACCGCAGCGUGCGGGUGUGGCGACUCGGCGACUCCACGGUCGACCCGCCUGAUCCCACGUUCGACGCUGCCCACCCUCCCGAGCAAACGGAUAAUUUUACCGCAAGGUCGGUCCAUGUCCGAGCCGCGUCGGGCGAUGGCGGCGGCGGCAACGGCUCUGAGCGGAGUGAUGAAGGUACGGGUUACCGUGGCGGCACAAGCCCCGGCAGUGGCGCAAGCGGCUGCGCGGGCCAACGACUUCCACCGGACAUGCCGGCCGAGCGGGUGCUGUUCGGGCACCAGGCGCGCGUGUUCGUGGUGCGAGUGCUCCCCGGGACCGGAGGCCGCGUGGCGGCGAGCGCCGGCGAGGACGGCGCCGUGCUGACGUGGGACCUGGCGGACGGGCGUGUGCUGGGCUCGGCGCGGGGCCACCCGGGCGGCCGUGGCGUGCGAGCCCUCGCCGUGCACGCCGACACCGGCGUUGUGGCAACGGGCGGCGCCGAUUCCGCCGUGCGGCUCUGGCAGCUGGGCUUGAAGGGCAGUGCCACGGGGGAAGACGAAGGCAAGAUGGCUGCUGAGGAGCUGGGCCUGCACGCAGCGGGAACCCCCAAGAUCCUGGCCCUGCCGACGCUGCGGGACCUCAUCGUGAUGACGGACGCAGGAGAGGUCCUGUGGCACGACCUGGAGGGUGGCACAACCCGCACCAUGCUCUGCCUCCCGGAGUUCCGCUCCUACUCCCUCAUGGCCGUCACCCAGGGGACCGCUGCCGAGGAAACAAUGAUCGCCCUCGGCAACCUAGACGGGAAGGUCCGGGUGUUUCCCCUCGUCCGUCCGGGCACGUCUUGGGAAAGCCAGCCGUACGAGGGCAAAGUUCACAACCUGACCUGGGCCGACGCACAGACAGACGGUGGAGGUGCGGUAGCGAUGGCGUUCGCGACGGGUCAGAGGCCGCGGUCCCUGUUCUCGUCCGGACCGGACGGCCUCCUCAUCUGGUGGGAGGUCACGAUCCCGGCAGGCGAUGGCAGUGCGAGCGGCCCGGGGCUCACCGUGCGGGAGAAGGCCCGCUUCCGGCUGCCGAUGUGCCGCCAACGCUGGCACACGUGCGCCUCUUUUGUGCCGGGUUCGGCUCCGCCCAGUGUCGUCUGCGGCGACCGCCGCGGCUCCCUGCUGUUGUUUGUGUCUUCCCGUAACGCCGAGCCUGCCAGAUGGGAUGGGAAGUCAGUAGGUGGCACUGCUGGUGAAGGCUGCAGUGGCGAUGACGAUGGUGACGAGGGUGAUGAGGGUGAUGGAGGUGAUAACACAGGUGCUGCACUGCCACCUUCUGCUGCUGAACCAGGUAGCGCCCGACCCUUGUGCGCCAGCGAAGAGUGCAACAGCGACGGAGGCAUCGGCAGGAGCGACGGCAGCGACGGCUGCAGCAGCGAAGAGGAUAAAAGUGCCGGCAGCGACGAUGGCAUCCCAGGCCCCGCAUCGUCGCUGUUCGGCCUGCACGGCCGGCAUGGCGUGACGUCCUUGGUCGUGCGCGCGCGUAUGGACAGUGGUGACGAGGGUGGCGGCGGCACCACGGUGGUCUACUCGACGGGUCGCGACGGCGUUUACCGCACCACGGCCGUAGCAGCGAGGUCCGGUCGUGGCCUCCACCUCGUUGCGUUGUCCGCGCAUCGCCCGGCCCAGCGCGCUGACUGGCUCGAACGCCUGCUGCUGAUCGACGACACCACGCUGUCCACGGCAGACGUGAACGUCGACUCCAACGCCCGGGAGCCGCGGGUCGUGGUGCUGGGGUUCCGGUCGAGGAACUUCGUUGCGAUCUGCGAGCGCACGGGUCGUCUGCUGGCCAGUGUGCCAUGCGGGGGCGGCCACCGCUCUUGGGCCUACCAGCAGGACUCUCGCGGCCCCCAGCUCGGCCCCAGGGUCCUCGCCUACAUCAAAGCUGGACGGGUGUGUUUAUGCCGUAGCGGCCGGAGGUCACGCGACCACUUCCAGCCAGUGCUACGCGAGGGCCUGCAUGGGCGAGAGGUGACGUGUGUGCGUUACCUUGGUGACGGGCUCAUCGUCACGGCCAGCGAGGACACAACCGUGCGUGUCUCUCGUCUCCCUGUUCCCCGCGAUCCCCGUGAUCCUCGCGACCCUCGCGACCCCGACCUUGUGACCCUCCUCACCCUUCGGGAACACGUGUCGAGCGUCAAGGCGCUAGCUAUCGCCGACUGCGCCGCUUUGCUGGGCACCUCCUCGGACGGCCGCUCGGUAACUACGCCGCCGGUGGCAGGGGCGGCAGGCGUGAGGGGCGGGCCGAGGACCCCACCGUUGGCGCAGCCGAAACCGGACGUGGCGGAGCAGCGGAGCCGCGGGUUUUCACGGUUGCUGUUCUCGGCUGGCGGCCGAGCCGAGCUGCGCUGCUGCCGCAUCACAGUGGUGCCGGGCGACACGGCGUGCCACGUGGAGAGCCUUGCCGCGCACCGGCUAGACGCGCAGUGGGAGCGACGGAGAGACCGGCACCGGUUCGUCAAGACUGACCCCGAGACUCGGUACAUGUGCGUGUGUGUGGUGGGGCCCAGCGUUGGAACGCACGGGGUUCACCUGCUGGCUGCCGCCUGCAGUGACGCAUAUGUCAGGCUGUUUGCGUUUGAGGAGCGAGCGAGGAGUCUUGAGCUGCUGGCCGAAUCGGACGCCCUCCAGCGCUGCGUGCUCUGCGUCGACUCCGUGGACCUGGGAUCCAACCUUGACGGCCAGAGGUGCGUUCUACUUGCGAGCGGUGCCACCGAUGGCACUGUUGCAUUCUGGGACGUCGGCCGCUUCGUGGGCGGGCGGCCCAGCUCGAGCGCCGAGCCGGGAGGGACGAGCCAGCCGGCUGACCUGGGCAUGCCGUGCGGAGCAUUGCGCGUCCACCAGUCGGGGGUGAGCUGCGUGCGGGUCCAACUGGUGGAUAACGACCAUGGGGACGGGCGACACCACCGCCUCCUCGUUGUCAGCGGCGGUGACGACGGCGCUAUCUCCAUGGUGAUCGUCUCUGUGGAAACGCCCGGUGGCCAGGCCCCACCAGUCCUGUGCUCGCUCGCGUCGGUUAGCAUCGACCAUGCCCACGCUGCGCAGGUCACGGCCGUUGCCGUGCUCCCCAUCUCCGUGGCAACACCACCUCGUCCGGACGCCAUCGCCGAGGCAACCGUCGCCGCCGUGUCCGCCGAUCAGCGCCUGUCUCUGUGGCGACUGGUCGCUGCGGCGACCGGAGAUGGAACGGCCGAGCCGCUCGUGAGCUGCCUGAGUCACGUAGCCGACUUGGCUGCGUUCGAUUGGCGGAGGGGCCGGCGGGAGGGGGAGCUGGAGUUCGUGGUGGCGGGCGUGGGCGUGGAGGUGAUUGACGUGAGGCCCACGCAGCCACCCCCUGAAGGAGCAUGGCUCGACCGGCAGGAGGCAGCCUUAAGCCAGUAGCUGAAGCCACGUGGCAUCGCUGUCUUAACAGUGCGGGGGGGAGGGGGGGGGUAGCCUCCACUUCACCCCACUGGAGCGUCAACGAUCAAACGAUCAUGGUUGACGCUCCAGUGAACUUCACUUGUUGAUUCGUCUACACGUGAUGAGGACUACCAGACUGUAUUACCUCAUCCACCACACUGCAGGUCACAACGCUUUUCUCUCUACUUUUUCCCUCGCACUGCUCUUUGCAAUUAUCUCCCACGGUUGUAUUUCCCCAAAGUCGUACAACCUUUCUCAAUUCAACAAUAUAGUAACUCUCCUCCAAUACUGGCCAACAGAGUGGAACAGCACGGGUGUCCAGAAUAAACGACUCAUUCAAGACCCAAACAUCGCACCUCCUGGCUUUGAGAUUCCUCCUCAAAGACGCUGGUGUCAUCAUCAACCGCAUCAUCAGAACAUCAACAGGCCGAUGUGAAUGUCUCCUUCAUGUAUGGCAAAUUGAAGACAAGACAUUCUCGUGCAAUUGUAAGUCUAAGCAUUUCUUAUCGCGCGCUACGAUGUCUAAACGGUCAGCACAUGACGGACGGCACGUAGCUGACAAAGUUAAUAGAAGUCCCGUCUGGUUGGCAAGAAUGCCGAGACACGUUGCCUUAUCUGACGCUAGAAUGUCACAGCGGUUUAUGCCGAUGGACUCACAAUUUUGCCUUGCGAGCUGAUGGAAGCUCCCGAGUGUGAUGAAUUCAGAUUUGUUCCAAAUCAACUUCAGCUGUUUAUGUCGGCAAUGCACGAUAUCAGGUGUAGGAUGUGAGAGACGCACAACUUAGCAUUUGAGUGAAGGUAGAGCUGUAUAUCAUCGGCAUAUGAACGCACGCCGAUAUGAUGAUGGGCGAUGACGACGCCGGUGUGGAGGAGGAACAGCACCGGACCAAGUGGCACACGACAAUUCACCGGUGACAUUUCUGACUGGCUACCACCAAAGCUGACUGUAUCCAACCUGUAAUGAAGGAUGCAAUCCAUAAGAGUACAGUACCAUAAAUGCCAUAAGUGCUCUGAAGGUGAUCGACUAAGAUGCUAUGAUCAACCGUAUCAAACAGCAGACGGGUCCAGUAGGCAGAGCAGCGUAACUUGUGGGCAUGCAAACCACUGUGGUAUGUGUUCCUUCAGCAGAGGAGGAACAGCAAAACUACAGAAACUCUCCUGAAGCUCCCCUUGUGGCUAUCAGACAUCGACAUUGGCAUUUAGCUUCUUAACAUAUUGUAAUGCGAGCGUAAACGGGCUCGCUGGAUGUGACGUAACAGGUGGGAGGAGUUAGGGUCACGUGGGGAGAGAGAGCUUUUAAGGACAGGAACCGGAAGGGCUCCAGGAGAGAGAGUAGAGAGAGGAGGAGGCCACGCGGGGCAGGAGAAGUAAAGUGGCGCGAUCGCCACAGGUCGGGGACUCGGCACCAUCGGCCAUCGGUGUCCGGGCACAGAGGCGACAGAGAGCCAGCAGUGGGGCUGCAGAUCGGGCAGCAGUGAGGCUGCGUAACGGGCAGCAGUGGGGCUGCAUGGUGGGGCAGCAACGGGGCUGCAGGAGCUCGGCAGCAGUGGGCUGCCGAGCGGGAGACGGAGGAGACACUGAGCGAGACGCCGUGCGGUCAAGUUGUACGAACCAAAUAAAGGACAACGGAGACAGACCCAGUGCAAGAGUCCUUUAUUACAAUAUUGCCAUAUGCAGGAAUACAAAAACAAACACCUUCAAUCGUGCCGUUCGUUGUUGGGCACUGGUUGCUUGACAUGUUGGGCCUCAACUGGGCAACAUCUCAAAACGUUCUUCCCGGUGUGCUGUACUAGUAACACAUUUACAUGUUUUGUUUACGUGACAAACCUUACUAAUUGGCUGUGUCGGGUGGUGGCAGGUUUAAUGACAUUUAUGUUGAUGCGAUCUAACCCAAAAAACCUGUAUCAUCGAUAUUGGUCGCGAAAGCCUACUUGUUAUAAACUGUUCCUUCCCAUCCCAUUUUUUAUGUAAGAGUAGAUUUGUUGUGUGGCAACUUGCAUAUAAUUGCAGUCAAACUGUUGCUUGUUCCAUAAACACAUCUAUUGUACUGGUCAUGAUGUUAUAUGUUUAAGUUUAUAUUGCAUAAAUGUUUAUGGUGUAUGCAUUGAUCAUUGUUAAUUUAUUGCGAAUAAUGUUUCAUAGUUGUCUUUUAACGUUCAAUAUAAAUAUCAGAUUCAUGGCAUUAGAUAUGUUGAUGGUUUACAUGCCUCCUCUGUUUUGUUACUCAGGUCUCUGAUGAAAAAGAGACUUUUGGUCUCAAACAGGAUCUCAAUUGAUUUUAA